UUUGAAAAAAAAAAAAAAAAUGAAUAUACUCGGGGUAAAGAGUGAAUCGACACGUGAAGGAUACACAAAAUUGAAGAAUAAAGACCAUUUGUCUCCCGUCAAUGAGGAAAAAAUCAAGAAAGCCACUGAUUUUAAUACUAUAUUUGACGUAAAAAUGGAUGAACUACGUGAAGCGCAUAUGAUGCAACUUACCGAAAUCCGGUAUGAAAUUUACAAAAAACAAGGUGCCAUUGAUGAACUUGAAGAUUUCAACGAAAAACUCACACUUGCUCAUCGUCGUCUCAACAAUGAUCAUGAAAACCUGCAGCAAAUAUACGAUGAGCAAUGUACCAAACUACAAGAGUAAGUAUAGAACA
Messenger RNA from Contarinia nasturtii (swede midge), 356 nucleotides. RefSeq names its product kinesin heavy chain-like. The transcript has 2 exons. The record is from RefSeq and is a predicted model, not a curated record. The coding region runs from base 20 to 346 and encodes 108 amino acids. Lineage: Eukaryota; Metazoa; Arthropoda; Insecta; Diptera; Cecidomyiidae.